AAUUGAAAUUUCACAUGCAUCGUCUCUUCUCCCUCUCAAAGAUCUCACCGCUAUACCUGUUUUCUAUCUCUUUCAAAUCUCACAAGAAAACCACCUGAACAAACCUACCCCUCUCUUUUCUUUCAUCUUUUUCCCCAAACAUUACACUUCCAUUAUAAGCAAAAGCUCCCAAAACUGGAAAAAGAAGCAAACCCAUUUCGAGAAAUCAAGAAUUUCCCAAAACCCAUUUCAAGAUUUUAGCUUUCAUGGCUCAAGUACAAGUAAAGGUUCAAUUCCCACUGGACUCGGACUCGUACAAAAUCCUAGAGGAGAUUGGUGUUGGUGUUAGUGCUAUAGUUUACAAAGCAAUAUGCAUUCCUAUCAAUUCAACUAUAGUCGCAAUAAAGUCCAUUGAUCUUGAUCAAUCUAGAGCAGAUUUUGACAAUCUUAGAUGGGAAACCAAGACUAUGUCUCUUCUUUCACACCCAAACAUCCUCAAAGCUCAUUGUUCUUUCACCGUUGGCCGCCGUCUUUGGGUGGUUAUGCCUUUCAUGUCAGCCGGUUCUCUACAAUCCAUAAUCUCAUCUUCUUUUCCUGACGGUUUAUCAGAGCCAUGCAUUGCUAUAGUUCUUAAAGAAACCCUGAACGCAUUGUCAUAUCUUCACAGACAAGGCCACCUGCAUAGAGAUAUCAAGGCAGGAAAUAUUCUAAUAGACUCAAAUGGUCAGGUUAGGCUCGCUGAUUUUGGCGUGUCAGCCUCUAUUUACGAGUCGAUCACCGGACAACAAGGUCGGUCUUCCUCAGCUGGUUCAUCGAGAUUAAUGCUUACUGAUGUUGCAGGAACACCAUAUUGGAUGGCGCCUGAAGUUAUACAUUCCCAUACUGGGUAUAGUUUCAAGGCUGAUAUAUGGUCUUUUGGUAUUACUGCGUUGGAAUUAGCCCACGGUUGCCCUCCUUUGUCUCAUCUUCCUCUUUCGAAAUCUUUGAUCAUGAAGAUAACGAAAAGAUUCCGGUUCUCUGAUUAUGAGAAACAGAAGAAAGAUAAGAGCAAGAAGUUCUCUAAGUCUUUUAAAGAUCUGGUUGCUUCUUGUCUUGAUCAAGAUCCAUCAAAAAGACCCUCUGCUGACAAGCUGUUAAAGCAUCCCUUUUUCAAGAAUUGUAAGGGUUUGGAUUUUCUUGUCAAGAAUGUGUUGCAUGGAUUGCCAAAUGUUGAAGAUAGGUUUAAAGAAAACAAGGCCAUACAUGGGAUAGACAAAGGUAGUGAUAUUGGAGAUCAAGAAACUGAAAAUCUUGAAGAAAUUGUGAAGAUCAGGAGAAUCAGUGGAUGGAACUUCAAUGAAGAGGGUUUUGAGCUUGACCCAGUAUUUCCUGCAGGAUCAAUAGAUGAUUCAAUUGUGAAGCAGGUCCGUUUUGGAGGUGAAACUGUCAUUCAAGACAGGAAAAUUGAGCUGAGCGAGUCAGUCGAUUCUGGUGAGUCAAGUAGGAGCUUACCUGCUUCAAUUGGAGAGGAAAUCCAGGUGACGAGUAAUGCUCGGGGUGAAGAUGGAAAUGGAGACGGAGACAGAGAAAUCGACAAGGAAGCAAUGCUAGGUGGGUUAAUGACGUUAAAGAAGAGUUUGGAUGAGCAAAGGCAGAAGGUAAUAAAUCUAAUUGUGCUGUUAGGAGGAGAAGUGUCUAGAGAAGAACAAUUAAUGCAAGUGAUUGAGAGGUUGAGGAUGGAAUUGGAGAUUGAGAAGCAGAAGAAGUCUGAGAUAGAAAUGGAAUUGGAGUUUCUCAAGCUUUUAGUUUCUGGUGCAUAUAAUGGCAGUGGUUCUGAAUGAUAGUGCGUAGUCCCUAUUAGUGGUUUGGUUUACUUAGUACGAUAAAAGCUAAUAGCUUUCCUAAACAUUUUCCCAAAUUUUUUACCUAGUUAAUGGCUCUUAUUAAUGUUCUUAACAAUUUCAUUGAAAUGGUUCUGUUUGUUGUCUUCGAAUUCAACUGUCAGUUACUCUUGCUAGUAUCACUAAUGCUCAAUUCUUAAAUCAUUUUUUUUCU
This is a messenger RNA of Ricinus communis (castor bean), 2013 nucleotides long. Its product is annotated as serine/threonine-protein kinase BLUS1. Gene Ontology annotation, molecular function: ATP binding; protein kinase activity; protein serine/threonine kinase activator activity. Gene Ontology annotation, biological process: protein phosphorylation. The coding region runs from base 246 to 1799 and encodes 517 amino acids. The record is from RefSeq and is a predicted model, not a curated record. The transcript has a single exon. Lineage: Eukaryota; Viridiplantae; Streptophyta; Magnoliopsida; Malpighiales; Euphorbiaceae.